UUCGUAUACACAAACCUAAUUUAACCCAGUGCUGUUGAUAAUUACCAGCUAAAGUGCUAACGCAGUCUUAACAGUACCCUUAACUUAAACGAACCUGUGAAUUACACAAAAAGUCAUUGAAUUUUUUGUGUUUGUUGGCGAAUUUUUUGCUUACACAAAAUGCAUUUUUUAAAUUCUUUUUCCAAUUUGCUAUUAUCAUUUGUGUAUAUUUAUUUUCUUUUGAGUUAUUGCAAUUCAUUAGCUGCUGACAAUUGUGUGAUUCCUCCUUUAGAUUGUCCAAACGAAAAUGUAACUUUUUGGUUAUACACAAGAGCAAAUAAGGACGAGCCACACCAAUUAAUAUUCUCAGAUCCUACAUCAAUUGAUGAAGCCCCGUGGGUCCCGAAUGCAGAGAUCAAGAUAAUUAUCCACGGGUACACAGGUCACAAAGAUUUCGCUCCAAACCCACAAAUUAGACCAGCGUAUUUAGAAUGCUGUGACUAUAACUUAAUAUCAGUAGAUUAUCACCCCGUGGCAUUAGAACCUUGUUACCUGCAGGCGGCAACUAACACUGAGCUAGUGGGCAAAUGCGCUGCGCAACUUAUUGAUGAGAUGGUCUUUAAUCACAGUAUCCAACUGUCCAAGAUACACGUCAUAGGUUUUAGUUUGGGUGCUCAUGUCGCAGGAUUCAUUGGUAGUUACAUUAAAUCGGGAAAAUUGGAAAGGAUAAGUGCAUUAGACCCAGCGUUACCGUUAUUUGCUACGGCUGACGUGUCAAGAAAGAUUGACCCAAGUGAUGCAAAGUCUGUUGAUGUUCUCCAUACAAACGCGUUGAUGAAGGGGAAAUUGGAAAUAAGCGGGCACUCUGACUUCUUUGCUAACGGUGGCAGUAAGCAGCCUGGUUGUAAAGCUGAUGAAAACCAUACGGUAUCAGGCUGUGAGCAUGAAAGAGCUGCAAUAUACUUUGGUGAAUCUAUUAUCACUAAAGUUGGGUUCUACGGCAAGAAAUGCUAUUCGUGGAUAGCCUACAUAAUCGGAUGGUGCGAGCUGGUCAGUUCAGAUGAAGAUGUUUUAUACGGCGAGCACAUGCCACCAAACGUAUCUGGUGUGUAUUUCUUCAACACGAAUUCCGCGCCUCCUUUCGCGCGAGGUACAAACAAAAACAGAAGCUACAACGACGAUGAUGAUAAUUGGAUUUAAUAUAUAGGUUUUAAUUAUUG
Papilio xuthus (Asian swallowtail) is the source of this 1199-nucleotide messenger RNA. RefSeq names its product inactive pancreatic lipase-related protein 1. Lineage: Eukaryota; Metazoa; Arthropoda; Insecta; Lepidoptera; Papilionidae. The record is from RefSeq and is a predicted model, not a curated record. Gene Ontology annotation, molecular function: lipase activity; serine hydrolase activity. Gene Ontology annotation, biological process: lipid catabolic process. The transcript has 7 exons. Bases 160 to 1179 code for a protein of 339 amino acids.